UUUGGCGUGAGCGAUCGAAGUGAUGGGGUUACAGUAUAUACUCACUGGGAAGGGGCGAGCCGCGUGCCGUCUCCUGGCCGAGAGGGUGAAUGAGAUCGCGGUGUAAAGGAGCCAUGUCAUCCUUAGCUUCGUCCUUUUCGAGCCUCCUCAGAAACAGGGAGAGCUUACAGAGGCUGGCGACGUUUUCUAACGCUUUGCACUCGGGGGGUAUCUGGAAGAGGACGCUGCCGCGGCAGCCCGGGACUCGCUCUCCGCCUUACGGACUUGCCGCUGGGGGGAUCACUUGUCACCGCUGUCCCCAAAAUGCCGAAGCGCCUAUAAGCACCAGUGCUUCUGUCAUGGGCCAAGACGUGACCGGCUGGCUCUGGUCCAUUUAUGAUGAGACUAAGAAAAAGACGGAAGACCUAAUCCCUGUGAUUUUGAGCAACGCUGUCAAUCCCGACACGAUCUUCGCCAACAAUGAGAUGAGUCUUCAGGACAUAGAGAUCUACGGCUUUGACUACGACUACACGCUGGCGUUUUACUCCAGCCGCCUGCACACGCUCAUAUUCAGCAUCGCCCGGGACAUCCUCGUCCAGGAGCACAGGUACCCAGAGGGCCUGAAGGAAUACGACUAUAUUCCGGAGUUUGUGAUCCGCGGUCUGCAUUAUGACGUUCAGAAGGCCUUACUGAUGAAGAUUGAUGCAUUCCACUACAUCCAGUUAGGAACAGUGUACAGGGGUCUGCACCCAGUACCAGACAAGGAGGUCAUCGCCAUGUAUGAAGGAUCUCACGUGCCCUUAGAAAUCAUGAGUGACUUCUAUGGCAAGAGCUCCCAUGGCCACACCAUGAAGCAGUUCAUGGACAUCUUCUCCCUACCCGAGAUGACCCUGCUGUCCUGCGUCAACGACUACUUCAUGAAGCAUAACAUCGACUACGAGCCGGUGCACCUCUACAAGGACGUAAAGGAAGCGAUCGGAGACGUCCACGUGAAGGGGAUCCUGUACCGUGCUGUGGAGGCCGACAUCGAGAAGUACAUCUGCUAUGGCGAGCAGACUCAUGCAGUGCUGAGGAAGCUCUCGGAGAACGGCAAGAAGAUGUUCCUCAUCACCAACAGCCCCUUCGACUUUGUUGACCGUGGAAUGAAUUACAUCGUUGGGAAGGACUGGCGGGACCUCUUCGACGUCGUCAUAGUGCAGGCCGACAAGCCUGGUUUCUUCAAUGACAGGAGGAAGCCGUUCAGGCGUGUCACCGAUAAAGGCGUCUUGCUGUGGGACAGAAUUCACAAGCUGGAAAAGGGAAAGAUUUACAAACAGGGUAACCUGUACGAGUUCCUUCGGCUCACUGGCUGGAGGGGGUCCAAGGUGCUGUAUUUCGGAGACCACAUCUACAGCGACCUGGCAGAUCUGACCCUGAAGCAUGGCUGGAGAACAGGGGCCAUCAUCCCAGAGCUGAGGAAGGAGAUCAAGAUCAUGAACACUGAGGAGUAUGUUCACACCAUGACCUGGCUGCAGGGCCUUACUGGUCUGGUGGAACGCAUGCAGGUGCACCGAGACCCAGCCUCCCAAGCUGUUGUGCAGGAAUGGAUCAAGGAGAGAGAAAGCAUUAGAUCACAGACAAAGGAUAUCUUCAACUCCCAGUUCGGCAGCCUCUUCCGGACCUACCACAACCCCACAUACUUUUCCCGCCGCCUCUCCCGCUUCGCCGACAUAUACAUGGCCUCGCUGAGCUGUCUCCUCAACUAUGACCUACACCACACCUUCUUCCCCCGCCGUAACCCACUGCAGCACGAGUCCCCCUUCUGGCCAGAGCUGGGCGGUGCAGGUACUGUGGAUGUCCCUGUCCAGGUCUUAGGGAAGUCGCCACCACAAUGAACAUCUCCACGAUUUGGCAUUGUGAAUAGCUGCAGUCGGACAAUCUUUCAGCUGUGUUGACUGGGUCUCUUAGACAUGCGUGCUCUGUUUUUCUGCUCCAGUGAAAGUUUUGCUUGUUCUUUUCAGCCAACGGACACCAACUUCCAGUGAGUGGGGGAAGGUGUUAAAACGUUAAUGGUAAUUAAUUAGCUAAUUAGUUAAUUAGCAUAAGCUUGUACAUUUAUGGCCAAAUCCUUCUCAAGAAUCAAAGACAAAUUAAGGCAGAUGUCGUACCCAAGACGGACUGAAUUUCACAUAUCUAACCAACAUCAUUAUCCUUUGAUGCAAAUCAUUCUGUGUUGCAUCUCGUCAAAGAUUUAAGUCUAAGAGUACUCGCUGGCUGCUUGCAAAAAGUGAUAUUGUGUUGUGGCCACUGGAUGUCAGAACCAAAACAAACUAUGGGACUGUAACUUUGUACAAGGGUCAGUAUUGGGAAUUUUCAAUGGAAUGCCUUAUUUUUUUAGAAUACUUAUAUUUUUAGAAAUGCCUGAGUAUUAUAAUACCCCUGUGUUUAUAGGGUAUAUUUCCAAAUUAUAAAGUAUUCUAUAUAUUCUAUAAAGUAUAUUGGUUGUAUAGUAUUGUGGUGAGGCAUUUGUCAAGCUCCUGCUGAUAUCUGAUGAUGGUAAUGGUGAUGGUGAUGAUGGUGUGUAUUGGUCUACUAGAGGAAGGCCCUCCCAUUUCUCUGGAUGGUGGACUGGGCCAUCAGAAUGCUGUUUCUCAAAACGUCACUGGUUACUGGUUGAAUUUAGUUACAGUCAAAUGUCCAGCAUUUAGGCUGUGAAGUUCAGGGUUUUAAGGUCUUUUUUUUAAGAUGGCUUUUUAAAAGGUACAUGGCAUAAUAAAACGGUAAUUUUAUUCAGGUAUCUGAGCAAUAAAUGAGCAAUAAAUUAGAAACGUACAUAAUUACGGCUGGCUGGCCCACAUCACGAUAACGUUUUCCCACAAUUCCCGCUGUUCUGCAGGUGAAAUGAGGGCACACUGUACUUUGGGGCCUGGAUUUUAAUUAGUACUUCAGUCGAAGCUUUCCAGGUUAUUUUGGAUUUCUGACUGGUUAGAAUUCCUGUUUCCACAGCUGAACAUUUACCGCCAGUGUUUCUCCACACAUACUGUAAGUAUUUAUCUUUAAAAGUCCCAUCCCCUGGUGAUGAAUUCCUGUAAACGACAUCUGAGCCUGGAGCACACACCAGUGGUGCAGUGUGUUUGUUUUUUAUCAUGAGGGAACAGCCAGGGGUCUCGGCCUGUUGCCUGCUGUGUGCAGCACUUCUACACCUUUGGCGGUCUUCGUGGUUCACGCCUUUGCAGGACUGUAAGUCCUUCUUGGUGUAUCUCAGGGACAAACUAGCCUGUGUAUAUUCUGCAUUGGUAGCUGUUGAAUGAUCAAGCAAUACUGCUGUGUUUUGAAUUGGAGGUGGGGGUGACGUCAAAGAUGCACAAUGACCCACCGGCGACAGGCAAGACUGCUCACAUCACGUUUUUGUCUAGCACAGUGUCAAUCUGUACAUUUAUAUGUAUACUGAAAAACUAUGAAAGACAUAUGGAACGCGGUUACACCGGACAGAAUAUCGUAAAAUAUACACAAGAAAAUCGACAA
Brienomyrus brachyistius is the source of this 3483-nucleotide messenger RNA. It is a transcript of the gene nt5dc3, whose product is annotated as 5'-nucleotidase domain containing 3. The transcript has 14 exons. Bases 90 to 1853 code for a protein of 587 amino acids. The record is from RefSeq and is a predicted model, not a curated record. NCBI's taxonomy places the organism in Eukaryota, Metazoa, Chordata, Actinopteri, Osteoglossiformes, Mormyridae. Gene Ontology annotation, molecular function: 5'-nucleotidase activity.